This is a messenger RNA of Alternaria ventricosa, 1170 nucleotides long. RefSeq lists its product as uncharacterized. Lineage: Eukaryota; Fungi; Ascomycota; Dothideomycetes; Pleosporales; Pleosporaceae. The coding region runs from base 1 to 1170 and encodes 389 amino acids. The transcript has 2 exons. The record is from RefSeq and is a predicted model, not a curated record.
AUGGCCACACCAUACCCCAUCAACGAGUCCAAUCUCAAUGCGAUGAUUACACUGUUGACGCCUCAGCGUAGUCCGGAAAUGAGCCCCUAUCUACGAGCACCCCGGUCGCUUCACAGCAUUCAGGUCACGGUCGACGGUCUACAAGCCAUGUUCAUCCUGAAUAAGUCUAGCCAUCAACGCCCCGAUGAUGAAAUCCGUCCAUUCUUUCUAUACGACGUGGACAGCAACGACCAACUUAAGAGGAAGCAACGCAUCCCUGGCUGGGUACGCGGUAUUGAGAACUCCCUUGACUCGACCUCGAUCAAGCAGAAGCUCCUUGGUAUGCUUAUGGAGUCAAACGACCAUCAUUGUCUUACAUACGACAUUGAAAGCCGAACAAUCUCACGCCGCCUACCCGAGCUAUUCUCGAUCAAUCGCCACUUCCGAAGACUUGCCCUCAAACAGUGGCAGCACAUACACGUCGUUGGAAAGAUGACGUCACGCAGCGCGCAGGCUUCGUUUGAUGAUUUCGCAUCGAUGCAGGCUUGGUGUGCGGCUAGUGGACUAUUCUUCCCUGAUAAGUUCUGUGAGCGCCCUGAUAUUCCACCUACUCUGAAGAUGCGCUUUGAGCUACCGGAGCGAGAGGACUUUUCAUGUCUCCGGAUCUCGAUCACCAACAUUAUCAUGGCAACACUCGAACUCCCUAUGAACUCGCAGCUGUGGAUUGAGCAGUUCAAUGGCGGCCUGCCCCUUCAAUACAAGACGGGAAUGCUGUACAGACUUCAACGACAGAUGUUUGUCUUUCUCGCCGACGUACUUCACUCACAUCCAGAUCGCGGUAACGAAGCAUGUCCCGACGUUAUCAUGGACGGCAAGUGUAUUAUCAAAGACAUCGAGUAUGAGCGGGAUGACGGUAGUAAGUUUACAAUCAAGUACGAGAGGGCGGACGAGGACCUUGAAGAGAUGGAAGAGGACAUCGAAGACUGGAUCAGCCAUUUCACCGAACAGGAAGAGGUGGACAUAGCGGCUUACGUACCCACUAUCACCUACCAAGAUGAAGACGAUUUCGGCACCCAUGAGAUGUUCUGGUACGACUUGAGCGCUCCCUACCACCCUUCUUUGCGCGGAGUAAUUACAAAGCUCGCGUGCUUCCUACAGGGAGCUGAUACAACUGGUGAGUAUUGGGACUAA